Cladophialophora bantiana CBS 173.52 is the source of this 420-nucleotide messenger RNA. RefSeq lists its product as uncharacterized. The transcript has a single exon. The record is from RefSeq and is a predicted model, not a curated record. The coding region runs from base 1 to 420 and encodes 139 amino acids. Lineage: Eukaryota; Fungi; Ascomycota; Eurotiomycetes; Chaetothyriales; Herpotrichiellaceae.
AUGGAGAGCACGCUAUCAUCUGAAAAGAUCAGAGCACAUAAAGGUGCAAUUACCCUCGCUCUUGGCGAAAGAGACAACGGUAGCGACGAAAGAAGACUCCAGGUCCGAGAAGAAGCUGGGCGCGACAGCAACAACAAUGAAGGAUAUGCAGACAAAAGAAGGACGGCUGUGAUUGUCUCGACCACAGAACCCCAGUAUACCCCUGCGGCCAAGAGUUCAAGCGUAUCCGAUCCAGAGGGGAAGCCACGUGUCUCUCACUCAUCCAAUAUUGCUGGGUCCAAGGAUCCGCUCCCGCCAGAACCGCGUCCGGUCCAUUUCAGUGAACGAGUCGAUACAGAUAGACAAGCACGCGAAGAAGACCAAUACCAUAUCCGCACCAGGAGAAGAAGGCCCAUCACAGCCGAAAAGGACAAGCGAUAG